Molecule: messenger RNA, 1585 nt
Organism: Harpegnathos saltator (Jerdon's jumping ant)
Lineage: Eukaryota; Metazoa; Arthropoda; Insecta; Hymenoptera; Formicidae
Product: transmembrane protein 256 homolog
Exons: 4
Coding region: 603-983 (126 amino acids)
Cellular component (GO): membrane
Source: RefSeq, a predicted model, not a curated record
UGCCGCUAAAUAUGAAAAGCUUGUACUGAUUAUUUUGUUCCAGGGGAUAUUGUGGUGGAUAACCUUACUUCGUUUCGAUAUUUAAAGAAAAAACCAAUUUUCUUCUUCCACUUAUAUACACAUGUGAACAAAAUUACACGACGGAAAAUAAGAAUUUGACUGAAUGUUACAAAUAUUUCAUCAUCGUUCUUUAAUUAUUCCCAGACCUAACGAACCUACUUUUCACACAAAGCAGAUUUUCCCAGAGAUGAUUGUUAUUACCGUUGCUUCGUUAGCGUGUAAAGUUCAUCUGGAUUAAAAAAUUAAAAUCCAUGUAAGAUAUUGACAAAAAUAAAAACAGGUAGAAGGAAUUGUGUUAUCGUGCUCCGUAAAAAAUAGCAGUUUAUAAGGCAAGGAACAGAAAAAUGGAAAUUUAUUGAGGUUUUGCUGCAUUAUACCGUGUGACAACAAUUCCAGUGUGUCUCAUUCUGUAUCGUAGAGUUAAUGAUGUUAUAGUUAAAAUGUAAUUAAUUCAAUCUCAGAUGUAAGUGAUAACAUUGUAUCAGUCAACUGUUGGUGUUCAGCGUCAGAUUAUAUAGUGAAUUCAAAAAAGUUUGAUAGAAAUGGUAAAGUCCCUGGCUAUGCCUCUGUGGAAUUUAGCUAUCACCAGUGAACCUUAUGUGGUGCUUGCUGCUUUGAGUGGUGCAACAGCCGUGAUUCUGGGUGCUAUUGGAGCUCAUAGAUAUGUAAGAGACGAAGUAGGACAAGAGCAACAUCGAAUAUUUGAAAUUGCAAAUCACUAUCACUUAGUACAUACUUUGGUUCUUUUGGCAUUACCAUUGUGCAGAAUCCCAUUCUUGGUUGCUACAUUUAUGCUUUCUGGUAUUAUACUAUUUUGCGGUAGUGGCUAUUACAUUGCAUUUACGGGUGAUCGACGAUUUAGGAGAAUAACACCAAUUAAUGGCUUUUGCUUCAUACUAGGAUGGUGCAGUAUGUGUCUUUAAAAAAUAUAUCAAUGAAAAGAAAGUUAUUUGUGCUAGCAUAAAAGAUCAACUACAAUUAUAUAUCACUGUUUUUGACAGAUAUUCCUGCAAUCUUUAGAAAUAAUUGUUAUAACUUAAGAAAUCACAAUUAUCUUAGAUUGUCUUGAAUAUUUUGUAGAAAAUUGCAAUAUAGCAAUGUUUAUAUAUGAUUCUCAAUGUUAUGCUUCUUGUCUGAUGUAUCUAGGAGAUAUAUUCCUAUAAUUUAGCAAGUUUACAGUGUUUAUAUUUAUUGAAGGCUUUCAAAAAGAAACAAUAUCUUCUGAUUUGAAUAAAGUAAAACUUGUUUAUACUAAUGAAUCGAUAUAAAUAUAACUUUUGUUUAUAAUAUUAAUGACAUAGGUUUGGAUCACACGUAUCCUGAACCAUUACACACUUUAUAAUGAUGCAUACCUAAGUUUUCUUGCACGUGUUCCCCCCUGUCGGUGAUUACUUUUGUUUUCCUUUGCGCAAGAUACUAUCACUCGCGAGGUCGUCACAAAGUGAGAUAUAUGUAUAUAUAAUAAGAAAAGUAAUUAUAUAGAUAUAACCAUAUUGUCCACGCGUUGAUGAAAAAAAAAAAAAAA